AGAAAUUGACAAAUGAAGUGAGGUUAUGUAAAAAAUUUAAGAUAAAUUUGUCAUAAUAAAAUACGUAAAAAGACCUAAUAAAAAUAUUGAGUAAUACGAGUAAUAUAAUGACGCAGAACUAAACAAGAAGUGAUUAGUUGAGUAGAUUCAGUACAAUUAUAAUUAACUACUAUACAAAAUGUUUCGUCAAUUUUUAAGGGCUUUAGAACCAGUUAGAAAUAGUUUGUCCCGAAGUGUAGUGGGCAACGGAGCCGGAGCAACCGGCAGCAAGUUUGAACAAAACUGCGUAUCUAAGGAACAACAGCUCACUGAGGCCCUCAAAAAGUCGCUGCCAGGGACUACUUAUGUUAGCGUGGAGGACAUUUCAGGUGGCUGCGGGGCUAUGUUCGAGAUCAGUAUAGAAGCUAAAGAGUUUACUGGGCUGUCCCGUGUCAAACAACACAGGCUUGUCACAGACUCGCUGAAAGAAGAAAUCGCUGGGAUGCAUGGGAUCCGCAUUCAUACCAACCCCACACCGGACAGCAAUUAAUUUAUGCAUACUGUUUAAUACCAAUGCAAAGGAUAAUAUGUGCAAGUCUUAAAUUUGUGAACUCUAAAAUAUAGGAAAAAACAAGACAAAGAAGCUGGAAUAGC
This is a messenger RNA of Cydia strobilella, 633 nucleotides long. RefSeq names its product bolA-like protein 3. Gene Ontology annotation, cellular component: mitochondrial matrix. The coding region runs from base 179 to 529 and encodes 116 amino acids. The record is from RefSeq and is a predicted model, not a curated record. The transcript is spliced from 3 exons. Lineage: Eukaryota; Metazoa; Arthropoda; Insecta; Lepidoptera; Tortricidae.